AUGGUUAUAUGCGUUUAUGUUAGAUUUGUAUUUGUUACUCUUCGUUUGAUUGCAGUGUGGUUUGAUUUGGAUAGGAUGGCUGACCAAAGACAAACUCGCGGUCGAGCUGCGAUGAUACGAGAUGCACAUGAAGAGGCUCAUGAUGAGUCGUCUGUGCAUAUAGAGCAACAUGAACCGUCCAACGUAACAGGUAGAGGCCGUGGGCGUGGUAGACCUAGAGGUAGAGCUAGAGGUCAAGCUGUGGAGGAACAGGAACCAGUUCAGGCUCCUGGGAUGCCACAACAACCUAAUGCACUAGGCUUUGACUUUAAUCAGUUCUUAGCUGGAGUUGCAGCUAUGCAGGCUAACCAAGUGGAGAAUCAGGCUAUGCGUAGGGAGCAACUAUUGCAACAACAACAGCGUGUUGGUGCAAAUGUCGAUAGAGACAGUGUUUUGGCUUAUAUGCGGCUCAAACCAACAGAAUUUGAUGGUUUAGGCGAUGCAUUAGAUUUUCUUAUGGAAGUUGAGCGUAAUGCAAGACGUUUGCAGGCUGACGAGAGACAGUCAAUCUUGUUAGUUGAAAUGUCAAUGAAAGGACCAGCAAAAGAUUGGUUUCGACGUAUAAUUCAACCUACGAUGAAUCAAAUGGCCUGGGCAGAGUUUGUUAAUCGGUACAGAGAAUUUUAUCUGCCAUUUUCUGUGAACGAGAGUUAUCGAGAUCAAUUGUUGAAUUUGAGAAGAGGAAAUAGGCCAGUGCAAGAAUAUGUGACGGAGUUCACUAGGUUGGGAAGAUUUGCACCUGAUUUGAUGGCUGAUCCAGCAAGGGCGAAUGCUAGUUUCAUCAAGGGUUUAGGACCCGAGUUUAUUAGCCUUGUUUCUGACGUGAACCGAGAUUUGAUCCAACUGAUAGACAGUGCAAGUCAGAUGGAGACUUCGUUGGUACAGUUUGGCAGGAUUGUAAAUUCUACUGCACCAAUGUCAACAAGGAGUGAUCAAGUUGGUGCGACAGCCAAUACACAAAUGUGGUUUAAUCCAAGUGGUUUUACUGGACCGCGACAUAAAAAAUUUAAAGGGAAGAGUAAUAAGCCUUUCAAUACCCCUGGAGCUAGUUCAAGUGGACGUAGCUCAGGAAGUUCUGGAGUUUUAACUCCAUAUUGCCAGAAUUGUCGGAGGAGGCACUAUGGAGUGUGUCAUCUUGCUCCAGGAGCGUGCUUUGUUUGUGGCCAACCAGGCCAUUAUGCAAAACAGUGUCCGAUGUCAGGAGCACAAGGGUCUGCUGCCAGUGUUGCUCAACCUUUUCAGCAGCAUCGGAGACCUAUGUUUCCGGCGGCAUCUGGGCAAGGUCAAACUGGUAGUACAUUUACUAGUCAGAGAGGAAGAUAUUUUGGCAAUAAUCGAGGUGGAGGAAGAAAUGGUGGAGGAAGAGGAACUGUCCAGAACUCUCAAGCGGAGGGGAGUCAAGCCAGGGUGUUCGCACUAAACCCACAAGAGGCUCAAGCAUCUAAUGCAGUUGUGCAAGGUAUUUUUACUAUAGCCUCUAUGGAUGCUUUAGUAUUAUUUGAUCCGGGUGCGACACAUUCGUUUGUUUCACCAAGUUUUGUGAUCAAGAUGGGAAAGCAACCCGCUUACUUGAAGAGUCCAUUAUCAGUAUCCACGCCAAUAGGUGAAAUUAUGGAUGCAGACAUAGUUUAUUUGUCUUGUCCUGUGAAUGUUCAAGGACGAGAGUUGCUUGCCUAUCUAAUUUUGCUAGAAGUACUAGCAUUUGAUGUUAUAUUAGGCAUGGAUUGGUUAGCUCGACAUUAUGCGAGUGUGGAUUGUCGCGAGAAGUUAGUGACAUUCAAUACCCCUGGAAUUGAGAUGGUUCCAAUUCAAAGUGAAAAAUUGAAAUCCACUACUAGCAUAAUCUCAGCUAUGAAAGCUCAACGAAUGAUGAGAAAAGGAUGUCAAGCAUUCUUAGCUAUUGUGUUGGAUGCAGAGAAAGCUCAAGGAACUUUACAGAAUGUACCGGUGGUAAUGGAGUAUCCAGAUGUUUUUCCAGACGAAUUACCAGGAUUACCACCAGAUAGGGAGAUAGAGUUCUGUAUUGAGUUAGCUCCUGGUACCAAACCGAUAUCAAUACCUCCUUAUCGGAUGGCGCCAGCAGAGUUAAAGGAACUGAAAAAUCAACUAGAGGAACUACUUAAUUGUGGUUUUAUCAGAUCGAGUGUUUCACCAUGGGGAGCACCUGUUUUAUUUGUUAAAAAGAAGGACGGAUCGUUUCGGCUCUGUAUAGACUACAGACAGCUGAACAAAGUUACAAUCAAGAACAAGUACCCAUUGCCAAGAAUUGAUGAUUUGUUCGAUCAACUACAAGGAGCAAAGUACUUUUCUAAGAUUGACUUGCGAUCAGGAUAUCAUCAGUUAAAGAUCCGAGAGGAUGAUGUUUUGAAAACUGCUUUUAGGACUCGGUAUGGUCACUACGAGUUCCUAGUUAUGUUAUUUGGAUUGACGAACGCGCCGGCGGCUUUCAUGGAUUUGAUGAAUAGGAUAUUCAAACCAUUCUUGGAUCAGUUUGUAAUUGUUUUUAUUGAUGAUAUUUUGAUUUACUCGCGUACGGAGGAGGAGCAUGCACAUCAUUUGCGCCUAGUUCUUCAGAAAUUGAGGGCGCAUCAAUUGUACGCCAAGUUCUCAAAGUGUGAAUUUUGGUUAGAAGAAGUGGCAUUUUUGGGACAUGUUGUGUCUCAAAGUGGAAUUAAAGUAGAUCAAAAGAAGAUUGAAGUGGUUGUGGAAUGGAAACGACCAACUUCAUUAACUCAGAAAAAUGCAAAGUACGAAUGGAUAGAGAAAUGCAAUAACAAUUUUCAGAAACUGAAGGAGUGUCUAACGACAGCUCCAGUGCUAGCAUUACCAGAAGGUAUUGAAGGAUUCACUGUUUACUGUGAUGUUUCAAGGCAUGAAGUGAACUAUCCUACUCAUGACUUGGAAUUAGCAGCAGUAAUCUUUGCAUUAAAAAUCUGGAGACAUUACUUACAAAGGAGAUGGCUAGAGUUGCUUAAGGAUUACGAUUGCACUAUACAAUAUCAUCCGGGUAAAGCCAAUAUGGUGGCUGAUGCAUUAAGUAGGAAAUCUGCAGGAAGUUUAGCACACGUUACAACAGAGUGGCGAAGGCCAUUGUAA
Molecule: messenger RNA, 3135 nt
Organism: Mercurialis annua (annual mercury)
Lineage: Eukaryota; Viridiplantae; Streptophyta; Magnoliopsida; Malpighiales; Euphorbiaceae
Exons: 4
Coding region: 1-3135 (1044 amino acids)
Molecular function (GO): nucleic acid binding; zinc ion binding
Source: RefSeq, a predicted model, not a curated record